Molecule: messenger RNA, 2299 nt
Organism: Folsomia candida
Lineage: Eukaryota; Metazoa; Arthropoda; Collembola; Entomobryomorpha; Isotomidae
Exons: 5
Coding region: 450-1049 (199 amino acids)
Source: RefSeq, a predicted model, not a curated record
GAGACAGCGCGUCCCCGUUUGGGUAGCAGGGCCGCUAUAAAUAUUCCGUCGCCUGCCUGCCACAGGAACAGUGUGCUCUCACCAAGGACCCCACCUCCACCUCCGCCGCCACUGGAGAGAGCCUGACCAAAAAAUAGAAGAGUCACAGCAACCACACCCACACUACGGAGAAGCAGAGACCUUCAUUAACUCAGGAGAGGAGAAAGUAUUCAGUUGGUACUGCGACCCUUCCGGAGAGAGGACAUGUGUCCCACGAUAAAGUCGUUCUUGGUCGACCGGAUGUGAAGAACACAGAAGAACAAGGGACAAGACUAAGGGACAGUACUUCGCCUCCACCCUCCUCCUCCUCCCACCACCCACCCAAAGUCACCAUCAGGAAGUAACAAGAUCACGUAGAAAAGUUGGGAUCCAAUCAGAAGCCAAAGUCCGAAGCCCUCGAGACGUUUGUGAUGUCGGAGCCACGUCAAGCGCAGCAUUUGACCUCGUCCCUCAUCGCGUCCGCCCUGCUCGCCCUCCUCCUCGCGGCCUACUCGCCCCCCACCGUCGCAGCCAACACCUUCCCCCUCAUGCUCAACAACCACGUGGUCCGCGACGUCGACGACUACGACGCCGCGUCCCUCCCAAACAACAAUGUCAUUAAUUAUGAGCUCCCAUUUUUGAGACAAGUGCGACGCCUGGGGUCCGAGUUUCUUGGGAAAAGGUCGUCCCCUCCUUCGUUGGAGGAGGAGACCGCGGGCGACGUUUGGGAGCCACCUUCCUCCUCCUGGCCGGAUUCGGACGGUAUUUUCACCUCCUCCCUCUCGAAACGGGCGAGGAUGCGGAUGGGGUCCGAGUUUCUGGGGAAGCGACGCCUGGGGUCGGAAUUUCUGGGGAAACGGAAACGUGGCGCGUUGGGGUCCGAAUUUUUAGGGAAGCGGUCACCAGCCUCCUUCCUCCUCCGCCCGUCGCCCGACUUCUCCUGGAAAAGGGCUCGGCUAGGGUCAGAGUUCCUCGGGAAGAGACAACCGUCCCCUCCUCACAGCCUCCUCCCAACCACCAACGACUUUUAAUAAUCUAGAUGAUAACCACCCAGUCCUUAUCCUUAUCAUGCCGCAGUAUUUUUGUCUAAACAUUCACCUCACACUUUUACCUUCUUUUUGCCCUCAUAAACUCUUAGAAAACUGGGGUUAAAUCAUUACUGACCGGAGUAAAUUUACGACUCUAAGGGACACUACUUAUUCCUAAUGUUGUGACAAUGGAAAACUAUUACCAAUCCGGUAGAAAAUUACUACCAAAUCAAUCCCAGUACGGAGUACUUAAUAUCUGACUCUACCAGUGUAUUAUUUUCCAGAAGUAUGUACCUUUCCCCAAAAAUAUGUACUUAUUUAGAUGUGUCCUUAUACCUUACCUCCACGAACUACUGGAACAAUGCAAUGAUACAUACAUGAAUAGUAUUUAGCAAUAUGUAGUAGAGCCAUGCGGUAUUUUUUAGCGUCACGUGGGAAAUAAUUUCAUCCAUAAGUAAGUCCUCCUACUAAAUAAAUAGCAGUCUAUCUCUAUCUCUUUCUCUCUCUCUCUCGAUGUAUCUUUAUCUCCUAAUAAAUGUGCUUUCCCCGUACAUAUUUAUGUAUCUACUUCUCUGUAAUUUAGUGUAAAAUUUGACUCUAAAAAAUCCAUCACUUUUAAUGACUCACUUAUAAAAUUAGAUUAUGUCAACCUUUCACCCUCGUGACAUUAUCAUCACAUGCUUAUUUUUGUAGUUAUAUGUAUCUAUCUACGUAUUUAGUACGUGGCCAAUCUUGGCGAAAAUGUCACACUGUAAUUAUACUUAGCUGUAUUUAUGUAGUCAAAGUGGGUUAAUUAUUCGUCACUUAUUUACUCAUUUACAUAUGUAUUUAUGACCCCAUAAUAUUGAUCUUACUCUUCCGAAAAUAUAGGGGUAAAUUUCCAACUUUUUUUUGGACGGUGUCCUUCUCCUGUGCAGUUUGUGCUUCUAUAAAAAAACACUUUGUAAAAAAAUGUAGCGCAUAUGUAAAUGUAGCGCAGAGUAGGGAUGCCUAUGAAAAAGUAGUGAGUAGUGAGAAUAUCAUGGUGUAAUUUAUUUUAUGUGGUUAUUUAAAUACUUAUCCAUUUCCUGUUAGUCUAUAUGUAUGUAUAGCGUCUCCUCACUGUUGUAUGUACUAACUACUAAAAUAUGUGUGUACACUACCCCUGGCAAAAGUUAAUUAGUGUGACUAAUUAUAUGUAUUACUUGUGAAAUAAUAAUUAUAACCAUCAAGUCAAAAAUAUUAAAUUACAUGGAAAUACUUGUUUUUAAAAA